GAGAGAGAGAGAGAGAGCUCUUAACUCUUGCAUGGUAACUCUUAAUGUGAACGUUUGUUUUUCAUUCUAUAUGUUAUUAAAAAUAUAUAUAUUCAUACUUGUUCAUAUAUACCCAGUUCAUAUAUAAGAAAAUGUUGACGCAGACAGAGAAAGAGCAACGUACAGAGAGUAAGAGAAUGUUUGAUAAAGGCUAAAAAGGACUCUAAUAUGCAGCCUGUCAGAGCAGAGGCCAUUCUUAGACACACACAUUACUCUUUUUUAGGGUCUUCUGUUGCUAAGGGCCCCUCUUUGUCUUUAGGCACACCCUCUAAUUGCCAUGGCCACCUGUUUUUAUUACACCAAAACUGUAAAUACUGCCAGAUCUGAGAGAAUAGACAAAGACAGACAAGGGAAAGGUGAAAACAGAAUUACAAGCAGUCAGUGGUAUUUCUGUGGGCAGUGGUCUUCUGAAAAUAGACUUUGACAGGAACCAGUUGUCUGAUCCACAAUGCUGGGGGCAAAUCUUCAUUUUGGAUCAUGUCCUGAGGAUAAAAUUCUGAACAUGCUCCAAGCUACAAUCCAGAGACUACAAGAACUAUUACAUUUAGAGAGAACCAGCAGCACAGAUGCACAUGGAUCAGAGUUUACAAAAGCUUCUGGGCAUCCUCUCGGGAAUGGAGAUUUAGCAAGGACCCUUAGGAAAGUUCUCCAUCUUUUUAAGGAGUGGAGUGUGCUACACACAUACAGAGUGGGCUGCUUGAGAGAAGCUCUAAACUCAACAGUACACACUCUCAUGGAGCGAGACAGGAACGCAAAUCAUGGGCACACGGUCCCAAAGAGAGAGACUCAAGCAAAACAACUGGGAGCCUCCCGAGAAGGUCAUUUUUGCAAACUUGUCUAUGUCAACGAUCUCAUUCUAAGUGUUUUGGGAGAUGUGCACAGCAUUGAGAAGACGCUGCUUUCAAUCACAAGUAAAGUUGACAGUGCGACCACCAUCAUCUCUAGAGCAAACCUGCAAAGUACAGAAGCUGAGAUAACAAGGGACGAUCUCAUGAUUCGUGAUCUCCUGAUUCGUGAUGGAUUCAUGAUGGAUUCGAAGGACAGGCUUGUCCUUCCACGGAUAUUUGAUAAAGAGCAAUGUGGCUCUCCAAAUACUGACCCAGAACACACUUCAAAUGUCUCACCCCUUAUAGACAUUCAGAAAUGUGACCUUCAAAGUAACCAAGAACAGACUCAUGCUGCGUUGGAGAGAAAGACUAGCCACAAUGAUCUGUUUAAUGAAAGCACAAUUGAUCUUGAGACACGAGGAGAGGACAACAUUCUGUGUGAAAUGCUGAAGAGCUCAAGAAUCGGUGGCCACAGUCCUCUUGGAGAGGAUACUAGAGAGGUGAAGAACGAAAUUUUAACAGUGGAUGAAAGAGACAAGAAGGCAGAGAAGAUUAGCAUUGUGGUUAUGGAUGAACAUAUAAGCUGGGCACACAGCUGGAAUACAGUAGGUUUGACAGAUUCAGCAAGAUCAUCCUCCACAGUCCUGUGCUAUAUAACUGCACCAAUAGAAGUCACAAAGGUCAUCAGAUGUAAGGCAGUGGACAGCCUCAGCUCUCUCAUGGUAUCCGGGUCAGAGGAGCUGGUCAGCAGCGUGCUCAGACUUGAAAACAUCAGCAACAUGAAGUGUCCCUUCCCGAUUACUAUAGCUGUUCCUUUCCAGGCUUUUUACCAUCUGAAUUAUCGUGAGGCUGUGGUGAAAGUGAUGGACCAACAGCAGAGGAUCAGUUAUGUCACUCCAGCAGCAACCGAGGGAUUCUAUGGGGGCUGCAAGGGUACAUUUGCAGUGGUGAAGGUGUACACUCUUGGUGUAUUUGCAGUCUUAUCCCGUUUGCAGAGGGAGACAUUCACAAUCCCAAAGAGAGGUCUGUGUCUCAAACUGGGUGUGGACUCCAGGAUAUGCCUUGACUAUCCACCUGGAACUUUCAGCACACCAGUGGUUGCCCAAGCAAUGGUGCAGCCUGUAGAUGCUAUGCUCUUGUCUUCAUUAAAGUACAGAAAUGAUUUCUGCCACUCCAUUCUCACCACUAGCCCUCUACUCUAUCUGAAUCACCCUUUAACUGUAAGCCCUCUUCGACCUUUGACCUUAACACUGCCCUGUCCUCUUAAACCUAAAACGAUGACGACAAGAGAGGAGAACUCUCAUAGCACAGCUCUUAUUCCUGACACCACCUCAUCCCAUCAGGUCAGGCUUUUAAGUGCCUCAUUGAAGGCAUCCAAAAAGCUGACUAAAGAGCAGCUUGUUGUCCUGGGCUGGAAAGAUAAGCACUGGGAUGUACUGAAUACAGUUACUGUGAGGAAUAUGCAGAAAGACCUUGUUUCCUUUGAGGUCUUGGAGAACUAUGAGCGGCUGAUAGUCCUUCGUCUGCUCUCUUCUGUAAGACCUUCUUGCUUGGUGCUCUUUGCUGAGGAGCUACAGGAGUCAGUAAGGACCUGUACAGUAUCCAUAGUCAUCCACAAAAGACUGAAGGACCCUGGCAGUGUGGUUCUGGCUGUUCUGCCCAGUAGAGAUCUGAGCUGGGGACUGGCAGAGCUUCAUGCACAGGCUUACUGUGGAUCACCAGAGCAAUCUUCUGAGAUGCUGAUGAGGGAGGGAGAGCAGCUGUUGCUAAAGUUCAGCGGUAACAUAACCAGCACAGGUGACCAGUGCACAGAUCCUCACACACUCACAUUUCACAAUCAGAGGAAGAAUUGGCUCUGUCUACAGCUGAAGGAACUGGACCCGUAUGGAAAUUACAGCUCACCUUAUUACAAAGGCAUGGCCCUAAUUUUCCAGAUCCCUAAAGAUCAGCUGGUAUGGAGGGAAGACAAAGCAGUUAUAUCAGAAGACUAUUGCUUAGGAGAACCGGUCUGUAAGCUGGCACUCACCCUUCCGAAGAAUGUGGAAACUUUAUCUCGACCAAUCGGUGCAAAAUUCUUGCAGCAAGAUCAGGCAGAGUCACUCUGUGAUGAACUGCUAGCCUGGCUCUGUAGCGAGCUGUCCGAAGAAGAUGCAGCUAUGCUGGUUGUGUGCCUUCGCCUGCGCCGUUCAUCUGUCCAGUUGGCCAGACUCCGAGCUCCAAACAGCCUCGCACUGCAGAAUUUCCACAUCCUGACCACAUGGAGACAAGCCCUGCCUUCCCUCACACCAAAACGUCCUUUGCUUGCCCACUGUCUGACUCGCAUUGGUAGGCCAGAGCUGGCUGCAGAGCUGCUGAAAAAAGGUCUGGCUCUUGACAUGAGUGAGACAUGAGGUGCAGAAGAUUUGUAACAGUCCAUGGCUCUCCAUUAUGUGAGAUUAUGGGGUAGACAUUAUAUAUAUAUAUAUAUAUAUAUAUAUAUAUAUAUAUAUAUAUAUAUAUAUAUAUAUAUA
This is a messenger RNA of Tachysurus fulvidraco (yellow catfish), 3376 nucleotides long. RefSeq names its product death domain containing 1 (gene dthd1). The record is from RefSeq and is a predicted model, not a curated record. Lineage: Eukaryota; Metazoa; Chordata; Actinopteri; Siluriformes; Bagridae. The coding region runs from base 488 to 3256 and encodes 922 amino acids. The transcript is spliced from 10 exons.